Chelmon rostratus (copperband butterflyfish) is the source of this 2440-nucleotide messenger RNA. Its product is annotated as carbonic anhydrase 4-like. The transcript has 17 exons. The record is from RefSeq and is a predicted model, not a curated record. Lineage: Eukaryota; Metazoa; Chordata; Actinopteri; Chaetodontiformes; Chaetodontidae. Gene Ontology annotation, molecular function: carbonate dehydratase activity; zinc ion binding. Gene Ontology annotation, cellular component: plasma membrane. The coding region runs from base 157 to 1896 and encodes 579 amino acids.
UACUCUAUAUCACUAACUUGAAACAAACUGAGACACUUUGUCGCCUUCUACUCACUCACUGACUUAUUCGGAAAUGUUUUUAAUGUGACGCCUCAUUCUAACACACUAUUUUUAAUUUUUUUUAAAGCCUCAGGGAUUUCAGGCCUGGACAGUAAGAUGUAUCUCUCCUCCCUUCUCCUGUGCCUGAGCUUGGGAGCUCUUGUAAAAUGUGCCUCUGGGAGUGACUGGUGCUACACUGGCUGCCACGACACCCCGUCCCACUGGGGAGACAUUUCCGGUUCUUCUUGUGGAGAGAAAAGGCAGUCUCCUAUUGAUAUAGUCACCAGCCGUGUCGCGGUUGAUCACAACCUGCACAACUUUACCUUCGUCAACUUCACCUCUCAGCACGUCAUCAAGUCCAUCAUAAACAAUGGACACACAGUGAAGUGCAAAUUGGAGGAAAAUGAGGUUGAAGUGAAAGGAGGUGGGCUUAAUGACACCUACUCUACAAUUCAGUUUCACUUUCACUGGGGCGAUACAGAACAUCACCCAGGUUCGGAGCACAAGAUUGAUGGGCACAGAUACCCAAUGGAGAUGCACAUCGUCAGUCUGAAGAAAGGGCUUUCUGCGCAGCAGGCCGUGGAGGAUUCGGCAGGAAUUGCUGUUCUUGGGUUUCUAAUAAACGCGACAGAAGACGCGGAUAUCUCGGAACCAUGGCGCAUUCUCACGUCUUACCUAACAAACAAUACAGACACUGAGGUCAACAUAAACCAUGCCAUCUCCAUCGACGAGCUGAUUGGAAACGUAGACCGCACAAAGUUCUACCGCUACAUGGGCUCCCUGACCACCCCCAACUGCAGCGAAGCAGUUGUGUGGACGGUCUUUCAAGAGCCAAUCAACAUCCACAAAAAUCUGACUCAGCUGUUUCCUAUGAAGACGGGACUCACCAAUAUUUUUCGGCCUACGCAAGACCUUAAUAAACGACAAGUGUUUGCUUCGCCUGCAACUCCUUUACCCAGUCAUCCAUGGUGCUAUGACGAUCACUGCGAGAACAGUCCGACUCACUGGCACCUUCUGCCCCACUCCCACUGCGACGGCCAUCGCCAGUCACCCAUCAACAUCGAGACGAAGAGCGUCAAGGUGGACGAGCAUCUCGACGCCUUCACUUUUACAAAGUUUGGCGACAAACAUGCCAUCAAGACAAUUGUUAACACGGGACACACAGUGAAGUGUACUCUGAAGGAGGGUUCGGUGGAGGUCUCAGGGGGAGGUUUGGGAUACGUCUACUCGACCCUUCAGUUCCACUUCCAUUGGGGCUCCACGUCACAUGAGGGCUCAGAGCACACUGUGGAUUCCCACAGAUACCAAAUGGAGAUGCACAUAGUGAACAAGAGGAAGGAUUUAAACAUUGAUGCAGCAUUGCAGACUCCUAAUGGACUGGCAGUGCUGGGAUUCUUUAUUGAGGCUAUGGAUAUGACCAAAAGCGGUAGCGGUAGCGGCAGCGGCGGUUCAGACCAUCAUGAGACAAAUCCCACAUCUGAAAAUGACGCCUGGAACAAACUGAUCAAGUACCUUUCAGCUAUUCAAAACAUCCGCUCAGAAGUUAAAGUUACAGAGGAGAUCUCCAUUGAUGACUUGCUGGGCGACGUGAACCGAGCUGACUACUACCGCUACAAUGGCUCUUUAACCACUCCUUCAUGUAACGAAGCAGUGGUUUGGACAGUCUUCAAAGAGUCUAUCAAGGUGGACAAAAACGUGAUGAAUAUGUUCCCCACUAAGACAGCAUACCAUGACGUGUUUCGGCCGGCGCAGCCUCUUCAUAACAGGACCAUCUACAGCACCACGUCAGGAUCCCGUGCUCCUGGUCCCGCCAUACUCUUUCUCCUGCUGACAUGUCUCUGUGCCUUUUUCCUGUAAUUUGCAAGUGAAAGUGUCCUAAUUAGAACGACUGUGAAGAAUAAUGUGUAUUGCACUAAUAAUCUGUCUUGCACUGUAAAAUAAUUGGAAAGAGGUGUUUCACUGGUGAUUUUUAUUUAUGUACAUUUUUAGUGUGCAGUUACACAAUCUCAUAAACAAGAUAUUGGUAACCGUAGGCUGACGUAUAGCAAAUAUGAGGCUUAUUGAUGUCCAGGGUGUUGCUAGGCCCUCUAUCCAACGUGCAGCAUGUUUGUAUUUUGGACCGGUGGGUUAUCUUAAGAAAUUCAUAAUUUAUUUUGACUGCUCAGCCAUUGUUUGCUUUGCUUUAUCUAAACAUGUACAAUUUAAAACAAACUCAAAUACAUCUCAGAUGGCAUUUGUGUCAAUGCUAAACUGCAAAUUACAGCUGUUGGAUUCAACAGAACAGCAGAAAAGAAAUGAUUUAUCACUGCAGUGUGUUCUUUUGAGAGUGCAUUGUACAUCUUGUGCAUUUAAUCCAGGGGAAACCACCAAUACUAAAAAUAAAUGAUGUGUUGAAAAUGAA